CGUCAGUCCGGCUGCAGAGCGUCAGUCCGGUCCAGAUCGUCAGUCCGGCUGCAGAGCGUCAGUCCGGUCCAGAGCGUCACUCCGGUCCAGAGCGUCGGUCCGGUUGGUACCGGCAGCUCCCUCCCCUCCGUCCCGCCCUCUGGUCCCUUUAAGCGCAGGGCGGCCAGCAGAUCUCCGAUCCUCGGAGCGGAUUACGGCCGCAGCUCUGCGUCUCCUCCGCUCCAUCAGCAGCUGAUCCGGGGGAACAAAGGCAGCCAGAACCGCCCCGCGCCAUGGACUUCAACGUGAAGAAGCUGGCCUCCGAUGCGGGGGUGUUCUUCACCCGGGCCGUGCAGUUCACAGAGGAGAAACUGGGCCAGGCUGAGAAGACCGAACUGGACCCUCACCUGGAGAACCUGCUGGCCAAAGCCGACUCCACCAAGAACUGGACCGAGAAGAUCCUGAGGCAGACGGAGGUUCUGCUGCAGCCCAACCCAAGCGCUCGGAUCGAGGAGUUCAUCUACGACAAGCUGGACCGGAAGCUCCCGUCCAGAACCACCAACGCCGAACUGCUGGGCCAGUUCAUGCUGGACGCCGCCAAGGAGUUCGGAGCCGACACUCCGUACGGUACCACCCUCAUCACGGUGGGGGAGUACCAGAGGAAGCUGGGCGGAGCCGAGCGGGAGUUCCUCCACACGGCCGCCAUCACCUUCCUGUCGCCGCUGCGUAACUUCCUGGAGGGAGACUGGAGGACCAUCUCUGUGACCCGGCUGCUGCUGGAGGGGAUCAGCAGCACACAUGUUGUGUGUGUGUGUGUGUGUCUGUGUCUCAAUGUGACCCCCCUCACCCCCCAGGCGGAGCUGGAGCUGCGUGUGGCCCAGACGGAGUUCGACCGGCAGGCGGAGGUGACCCGGCUGCUGCUGGAGGGGAUCAGCAGCACACAUCUGAACCACCUCAGGUGUCUGCAGGACUUUGCGGAGGCUCAGGCCACGUACUUCGCUCAGUGUCAUCACUACAUGCAGGACCUGCAGAGGGAGCUGCACAGAUGUGCGAACUCGGCCGUCGGCCCCCCGCCUGACCCCGGCGCCGGACCCGAUCCGGUUCCGACCGCCUUCCCGUCCGGCCGCCUGUCUCCCGGCGCCUCGGGCUCCAGGAAGGCCAAGGUUCUGUACGACUACGACGCUCACGACGCCAGCGAACUGUCCCUGCUGGCCGACGAGGUCAUCACCGUCUACACGGUACCAGGAAUGGAUCCUGAUUGGCUGGUGGGAGAGCGGGGCAACGACAAGGGCAAAGUGCCUGUGACCUACCUGGAGCUGCUAAGCUAAUGGACCGUUAGCAUCCUGUCUGAUGAAACAUCGGAACCAGAUUCAGUUCAGACUCAGUUCAGACUCGGUUCAGAUUCAGUUCAGACUCAGUUCAGAUUCAGUUCAGACUCGGUUCAGUUUCAGUUCAGACUCGGUUC
Molecule: messenger RNA, 1444 nt
Organism: Poecilia reticulata (guppy)
Lineage: Eukaryota; Metazoa; Chordata; Actinopteri; Cyprinodontiformes; Poeciliidae
Source: RefSeq, a predicted model, not a curated record